Diachasma alloeum is the source of this 447-nucleotide messenger RNA. Its product is annotated as phosphatidylinositol N-acetylglucosaminyltransferase subunit P-like. Gene Ontology annotation, molecular function: phosphatidylinositol N-acetylglucosaminyltransferase activity. The transcript has a single exon. NCBI's taxonomy places the organism in Eukaryota, Metazoa, Arthropoda, Insecta, Hymenoptera, Braconidae. The record is from RefSeq and is a predicted model, not a curated record. Gene Ontology annotation, biological process: GPI anchor biosynthetic process. Bases 16 to 435 code for a protein of 139 amino acids.
UUAAUUAUCGAGUUCAUGAGACACCAAAGGAUGUCUGAGCACACACCAGCACCCUACAGACCUCGUUCUGUCUACGGCUAUGCAUUGUACAUCGGCUCGAACAUGUUAUUCUUCCUGUACCUAGUGUGGGGAGUGGUCCCCGAGAAUUUCCUCCACGAGAAACUGGGCCUAACAUAUUGGCCACUAAAAUACUGGGCAGUGGCUAUUCCCAUCUGGGCACUGACUGCAAUAGCAAUUUUCGCCUUCAUCAUUUACCCCGGCAUCAACAUGCUAAUGACCCCGGAUAUCGAUGACAUUAGAACUAUAAAGGAUCAGUACUCUCUCGUACAGAGUGAGCACAUACCUGGAGGCAUUCCACCAGUCUCUGAUGUACCUAUUACUGAUGUUUGUAGACGAUUGUAUUUGAGGGAGAGAGGAAUUAAUAAAGAGCAUUGAAUUGAUACUAAA